CGACGGUCGGCCCUGUUCCUGGUGGACGGGGAAGCUAUGCUUAAGGCUGUGUGCCUAAUAGACAUCUUUGGACGUAUGAUCCUUGGAACUACGUAUGGAGGAGUAUCCACCUAAGGGAAUAAUACUCUCCCAUAGUACUUUUCAAGGAUGCACUUGAAAGAUGAAUUACGGACAGCUCUAAUAUGCACAAACGCUGCAGCAAUCUAUGGCCACAGCGCUUUUGGGCAGGAGCAACUCCUCUGCCAUUGUGCCCAAAGUUGUCAGAAUCGAGACUACUGCUUGUCGGAUAAGUGCUUUGAAUCCUGUGGAGGGAUCAACACGGCAUCUUCCUCUUCUAGCUCAUCUGCGUCCGCAGCUACUCCUACUGUUUCAACUACUUCUUCUACUUCUUGG
This is a messenger RNA of Amoebophrya sp. A25, 393 nucleotides long. Lineage: Eukaryota; Dinophyceae; Syndiniales; Amoebophryaceae. The record is from the annotation of a GenBank genome assembly.